UUCAUUGGUUACUAAAAGACUAUACAGAAUUAUUCUCAAAAGAAAGAUAGCUGAUAGUUUUACUGUUAAUGAAAGAAAAUGUAAAUAUGCUGAAGAUGAAAUAUAUACUAACUCUAGACUUGAUAAUGAUGAACAAAACCUUGAUAAUUUUGAAGUUGACGAUUUUAUGGAUAAUAAUUUUAUCCAAGAAAGACUUACAUUUAAAAACUUUUAUAUAUUUGAAUUCGAGACAGAUAAUAUACUUCUU
Scutellospora calospora is the source of this 247-nucleotide messenger RNA. Lineage: Eukaryota; Fungi; Glomeromycota; Glomeromycetes; Diversisporales; Gigasporaceae. The record is from the annotation of a GenBank genome assembly.